This is a messenger RNA of Vitrella brassicaformis, 1597 nucleotides long. The record is from the annotation of a GenBank genome assembly. Lineage: Eukaryota; Vitrellaceae.
CACUCAUCCGCCAGUGAAUCACUCCUGCUUUUGUCUGUCUCGCUCGCUCUUUUUUCAUUUUUCCGGGCCAAUUACAAGCUCGAUGCCAGCGAGUCCCUGAUGACUCAUACACGAUGGCUGGUGGAAAUCUAUCUAUGACCGGCUGCUCUUCAUAUUUACAGCUGCGAUGGAAAUUUCCCAACUUCUCCCACACCACGAGACGAGGCCAACUGGGCGACACUGCCGCGCUGUCACACCGAUGUACGAGAGAAGAAGGGAGAGGCUCGGAAACGCAAGGAAUGUGACGAGGCCAAAGAAGUUCUCAGUGAGGAUACAAGAGUGUCGCAAUCCCGACUUGUCUCUCCUUUCUCGUCGCGUCACGUCACGUCACGUCCGGUCUCUGUAUGACACGUCGGCAGUGUCAGUGCCGCAGCCGAUGCCGGUGAAAGUCCCGAUGACCGGCCUAAACAGAUCCGCCCUUAUAGGUGCUCGGCGGUCGCGAGUGAUAACACCCUUGUACAUCCGCGGCUGGCUGCCAAACACGUUCCUGCAGAAGCGCGCGAGAAACAAAUGGAUCCACCCAUGGCUACGUGUACUUAUUGUGCGUGUGCGUGUACGUACCAGUGCACCUGACAGGGAGAUAUAGGCAAACACACACACAGACACACACAGACAGACAGACAGACAGGCAUGACCGAACAGACACAUCAGUCGUUGGUUGUUUGUUUGAUUACCCACCUCCGCCAUGUAUCGGUGUGUGGUGUUGUCGACUAGAAACUCCCACAUGACGCCAAACUUAUCCAAACGCCACUCGCCUGACAAUGCGUUGCAUGCCAUGCAGCAACAGAAAUAAACGCAAGCAUGGCUGAAUGGGUGAAGGCCUGGGCUGAGUGAACCGCUGCAGGCUCACUCACCCUUGUGUCCGUCGCUCGUCUGCAGUGAGCCAUCGCGGCGGAAAUUGAUCCGCAUCUCUGACCUGAGUGAAGUGAUGUGCACACAGACUCACGUAGAUCCACCCACGUCAAUCAAUCGGUAGGGUAGGUGAUGCGUACCUGCGGCGAAACAGGCCUCUUCUCACUCUGAGCUUCCACUCCUCCAUCCGCAGCGGAUGUGGGCUGUCGCUGCACACACCACACACACACACACACACACGAUUGAUGGCAGGCAAGAUCCAUCCACUCGAUUGUCAAUUGUGGUCAGCUCACUCUGCUUCGGUUUGUUUCCGAAAGAGGUGCGGCAGCGAAAAGGCGCCGCCCAGACCACUCACCCUGCACAUGAACUCCACACACAUUCACUUGACCCCGACACACCCACUCCCUCCCGUAUUGCGUGCGUUGCGUACCUUGGUGGCCUCAUCAUUGCAUGACCCGUGUGGAGCAGCAACGGCACCGUGCCCAACACAGCAACAAUCAGCGCGUGUAGCCACGCACAUCCUUGCACCUGCACCGACAGACGCAUGCCAUUGAAUGAAUGCACGGCAGAUCUACAGCUGGAAGCAUUCAGUGGUUGGCGUUUUCUCCUCCCUUCUCUUACCCCCUCCAUCAAUGACCGCUGGAUCUUGAGGAACUGGCUCCUUCUGUGAGUCCUCAGCGAGAGCGGCUUCACGGAAUGAACUGAC